Aspergillus sclerotioniger CBS 115572 is the source of this 1784-nucleotide messenger RNA. RefSeq lists its product as uncharacterized. Bases 398 to 1720 code for a protein of 440 amino acids. The transcript is spliced from 2 exons. Lineage: Eukaryota; Fungi; Ascomycota; Eurotiomycetes; Eurotiales; Aspergillaceae. The record is from RefSeq and is a predicted model, not a curated record.
CACAUCAAGCUGCAACUCCACUCUCAGAUGAAACAUGGCACCUGAAGACGGUGACUCAGUCACUUGCGUUUCUCAACCGUACGGCACUCUUGGGUUUUAUGAGGCAAAAGCAAACCCACUUGAUGUGUUGCAGCGUGAUUGGCUGCGGGGGCUCGACGAUGGUUGAACAGCUCAUAAGGUAUGAACUGGGGUCUCAGUGCAUAUUACUAUUGACGUAGACGAGGCACUAUAUCCUGCGAGCUCCCCCCUGAAUAUUUCCGUUGGUUGUAUUUCCAAUCGUGCUUGUUUGACCGUUUUCCCCGCCCUCUGGAGCUUUUUGCGAUCUGUUGGGAUUCCUACUUCUUAUCCUCUAACUGCUGUCGAGUUGAGGGCGAACUGAGACAAAGCGACAGAAACAAUGGUCGUCAACGGCAGCAAUAUGUCAGCGAGAUAUGCGCCGAAGCCGGAGUUUGACGAUGAGGUUGAGGAGUAUGAGCAGCCGGAGCUGUCGCCAUACGAAACUCGUCUCGUCAUUGUCUUGAUGGGCCCCAGCGAGCGCAAAUACUCCAUCCCUGAAUACUACCUCAAACAGUCUCCAGUGUUCGCCGACAUUCUCAGCACAUACCCCAACUUCAUCACCCGAACAACACCCUGCAUCGCACUACCCGACAUCGACGACGACAUCACGCACACCAUCGUCCACUACCUUCAUACCGGUACCUACCAGACCCUCCGACAAGGCGGCGAUUGGACGAAAACCGAGUACCGACGGAGCGUGCUCGCCUACUCGGCAGCGUCCAAGUACGAACUCCGGGGUCUGCUGGUCCUCGCGAAGAAGUACAUGCAGAAGCUCGACAAGGAUCUGUCCAUCUUCGAUGUCUUGAGCGUCGCAAGAAAGGCCUUUGGGAAGAUCCCUGAUUACGAUCAGUGGUUUUUCAGCACCUAUGUCAAGAGCCGCUUGGCAGCCGCCUUCGACGAGGACGAAGAUUUGUUCGAGAGCCCGCGGUUCCAGUAUCUUCUUGGUGCGGAGCCGGGCUUUGUCACAUGCUUGGUGCAGGCAAUGGUGGCGAUCUAUGAGGCCAAGUUAUCCGAAUUGAAGCAGUUUCCGAGGAUAAAUGGUGUUCAUGACGGGGAGGGAGAGGGGAUGAAUGAAGACGAUAGCGGGUACCCAGCCAGUCCCGGACGGGGAUAUAACAAAGCAGUUAUUUUCAUCGAGGAAACCGUGUCUGACCGACCACCAUCAGAGGGUCCUGUCUCUGAGGCAUAUCCUGAAUCGGUCCCCGAUGACACAGGUCCCAUGGAGGCCUUCCCCGAGUUGACUGAUGAUGUCUAUGUUCCUGAAACACAUGCAGAGGAGAGGUACGCCCCGGCUGAAGAGCCGAUCGCUGAAGAACCCUUUCCAGAGACCCAGGCUCAGGAUCAGACUCACUCAGAAGAACCGGACAACACGCCAGCGAUUGAGCGCUGGACUACAUGGCGGAAUUGGGGGAGUAAAGACCGGGACUGGUACAGGGAGGUGCAUGAGUCACCUAUCCCUGAAAAGCCUGCUCCGGAGACUCAAGUCGAGGAGGCCGUUCCGGAGUACUCGGAGAUCCAGCGCACGAUGACCGAAGAGACGGGGACCGAAAGCGUCCCGGCCGACACUGGGAAGAAGCUGGGGAAGAAGAGCCGGAAGAAGAAGAUGCGAGCGCUGUUUUCUUCUGCGGAGGAGCCCAAGGCGGAGCCACAGGCCGUUUAUUAAUGAGGUGACGUACACACGAUUUAGAAUGACUGUAUAAAAUGAUAGUAUGUAAUGUGGUAAGAGC